Molecule: messenger RNA, 4953 nt
Organism: Triplophysa rosa
Lineage: Eukaryota; Metazoa; Chordata; Actinopteri; Cypriniformes; Nemacheilidae
Gene: lrrfip1a
Product: leucine rich repeat (in FLII) interacting protein 1a
Exons: 21
Coding region: 437-4570 (1377 amino acids)
Biological process (GO): regulation of transcription by RNA polymerase II
Molecular function (GO): DNA-binding transcription factor activity, RNA polymerase II-specific; RNA polymerase II cis-regulatory region sequence-specific DNA binding
Source: RefSeq, a predicted model, not a curated record
ACAGGCGCUCGAGUCGAUCUGCGCACACCAAGAGUGAACUAAACAACAGGGGGAACGUUUUAGCCAGCUUUAAUACUGUCAGCCACACUGAAAACAGUCCGGUUCUCUAACUGACUUACUUCAGCUCGUUUACAGCCGUUCUGGCAGCUCCUCGGGGGCAACACGUGUGUCAUGAAUACGUCUUUGCGCACUCUGCACCGGUGACUUUCUUCGCUCUUUGAAAGUACAGCACUAGGAAGAGCGCAGAAGACGGAUGUAACGCAAUGAACUUCGUCGGCAACCACACAGCGUAGCCUUUCUGUUUAACGCUUUAAACUGGAUAUACAUAUUCUUGUUUUGUACUUUUAAGGAUUCGUAUUUAUUGAUCAGGGUCUCAAGUAUACAGCGCAAACGCGUGUUUCUCAUAGCCUAGAAGGAUUUACUAAAGGUUGUACUAAUGGGAUCACAAGGGCCAGGACGUAAACGAACCACCAGCAAAAAUGGCUUGACGGCUGAGGAAGAUGCCCUCAACGUUAUUGCAAGAGAGGCUGAAGCCCGUUUGGCAGCUAAGAGGGCGGCCCGUGCAGAAGCUCGUGAGAUCAGAAUGAAAGAACUAGAGAGACAACAGAAAGAGAUUUAUCAGGUGCAGAAGAAAUAUUAUGGACUGGAUAACCUGGACAACAAAUGGGGGGACAUUGAGCAGUGGAUGGAGGACAGUGAACGGUAUACACGCCUGUCACGGAGACAUGCUUCGGUGUCAGAUGAUGAAGAACGGAUGUCAGUGGGGAGCAGGAGCGACAUGCGGCUUCCACAGAUCCCAUCCUCUCAUUCACAUAAGAAGUCCAAGAAAAAGAAGAAACAUUCUUCCAAGACUAGCAAUGGCUGUGAUGAUGAUGAUCUCAGCACAUUAUCUAGUCGGAGCUCCAGACUCAGUGAUGAGAGCAAAAGGUCUCGUUCCUCUAGGCCUGAUCUGCAGUCGGGCCCUGUUUACGAGGACAGUCUCUACAGCGGCUCUCGACGCUCCAGUGUUCGCGCUUCGUCUGAAUACAGUGGUUUUAGGGGGUCUAGGACUUCUUCCAGGGCAAAUUCUGCGUGCAGCAGCCCUGUGGAGGAUUGCAGCAGCUCAGUGGCUAGUUAUAUGCACAGCAGCACAGCUAGUAUAACUGGUCUUACUAGAGAUCUGGACCAUGUCAUUAUCCCCGACCUGCCGGAUGUUAAUGGAAGACCGUCUAUGGCUGAUGACAGGUUAGAGCGUGACUACUUGGAAAAGGGCUCUUCACGAGCAUCAACGAUAUCUGGCGCUACUCUCACCUCUCUGGGCGGGACAUCUUCACGGAGAGGAAGCGGAGAUACAUCUUUCACUGCAGACACAGAAGUUUCCAUACGGGAAAUCAAGGAGAUCCAUGAGCUUAAGGAUCAGAUUCAAGACGUGGAGGCGAAGCACAUGCAGAACCUCAAAGAGCUCAAGGAGUCACUAAUGGAAGUGGAGGGAAAGUACCGGAAGGCCAUGGUGUCCAAUGCACAGAUGGACAACGAGAAGACCAAUCUGAUAUAUGAAGUGGACAUUUUAAAAGACUCUUUAAUGGAACUGGAGGAAAUGCUCUCUGAAACACGACGUGAGCUUGAGGAGAAGAGUAAGGACUUCGAAAGAGAGAAGCAUGCACAUAGUAUACUGCAGUUUCAGUACAAUGAAUUAAAAGAGACGUUAAAACAAAGUGAAGAACUGCUAACUGAGAUCCGUCAGUUACGACUCAAACAGGACGGCUUUGUCAGAGAGGUUUCUGACCUUCAGGAAACUAUUGAAUGGAAGAAUAAAAAAAUUGGGGCAUUAGAGAGGCAGAAGGAGUUUUCCGACGCCAUUCGGAAUGAGAGAGACGAGCUCAGAGAUGAGGUCGUUCAGCUCAAAGAUAUUUUGAAGAAACAUGGUAUUGUCCUUGGACAUGAUCUAGCCACCAAUGGAGAAACGGGUGAAGAAGUGGGAGAGACUGAACAGAGUUCUCAGACAUCAUCUGUUGAGAUCCGAGAGGGGAGCAGUGUGCUAGGGACUCAUCAGUUGAAGAUGUGCAAAGACCAGGACCGAAAAAUUUUGGAUAAGGAUGUGAAACAGAAUCAAGUGUCUUCACAUGUCCCACUGAGCUCUACAGAGAAAUCUUUAGAUACAAACGAGAAUGGAGACUUUAGGGAAGAAGUAAACCUGAGUGAAGAGCAACAGUCUGAUAACAGACCUGAACCCAAACCUCCAAGUUCUGUUGGUGAUCGUGAGAUCGUUGUAACAAAACCCACGGCUGAGAUCAAAGCAGAGCAGCUUGUAUUGGAAGAUUUAGGCGGUAAUACUGUGGAGUUUGAUGUUCACAUAGAUGGACCUAUGGAAACAGAUCAACAAGAGAGCAUAUGUGCCAAACAGAUCAUCAAAAAAGAAACGUCUGUAGAGUCGGACUCUGGUCCGAUACUUGAAGAAGAUCAGCCUGGUGAGGAUGUACUUGAUAAUAAAAGCAAGCCUAUGGAGAAACCUGUUGAAUCUUUACACACAGAGAAGCUUCCACAAUCCCAAGGUGCCGGUGUUUCAAAUAAAAAGAAGAAAAAGAAGAAGAAAAGCAAACAGAAACAGAAACAAAGUGACAAGCUGGAGAGCGAAGCAAAGAUAGACAGCAAGAAUGAAAAGGUCUUCAGUGAGGAUAAUCCAGACCAAAAUUUAAAAAGUGAUCAAAAAGUGAACCAUGAGGAUUACUUGAGGAAUGACGUAUUUACAGCAAUGCAUACAGAAAUCCCAGCUGAUGAUUCACAUGAUGAUAAAAGAAAGGUUGAAAUGGACUGUGUCAAAAAAAUAAUCGCAGAUAAACAUGCUGAUGAUGCUAGAGAUCAAGAUAAACAUGCUGAUGAUGCUAGAGAUCAAUUUAAAGUAAUUCAAGAUUUGGUUGAUUCAGCAGAGAUAUCAAAUUCUGAAUCUACAACUGGUAAGAGUUUCCCUUCAACAGUCAGUAUCUCUAACAUCACAGACCAAACGGAAGUUUCAGCAAAUCCACCCCAAGAGGUUUCUUCAGAAAAAGAUGCAUUACUGUCUCAUGAAGUUUCUGAUAAGCUUGUGGAUACUGCUGACAGGUGCGUGGAAACCCUUGACUCUGUCAGCAGGUUUGACAACAUUGAGAAGUCUUUGAUGGUAGAUGACACAGAAGUGAAGCGUCAUGUGGACAGUGAAGCUUUUCCGCCUCUACUAAUGCAUCAAAGUAUUGAUCCAGAAGAGAGCGCUUUCUCUGGAGAUCAUGAUGAGUCUGUUCCGAAAUGUCCUUUAGCUUCCUCUAUCACAGAGAAGGUAGAAAAUGAAAGUGAGAAUGUAAUUCAGGAACAAUCAACAUCUCACAAUAGUAUUGAGGUGGACCAAAAUGAGGUAAAAACACAGCAAGAUGAAUUAGUUGAGGAAGCUCUGCAUAGCGGAGAAGCUUUUAAUAGAGACGGUAAUAUAGACACAGCUGUAUCCGAAUCCCAACUUGUUUUAGAAAAAGGUGAAGGUGAAGAAGAGGAAAGAUCACUGCAUGAUCAGCUUCUACCUGAUCAGGAUUCACUGGGAGCCUCGGACCAAGAAUGCAAGCUUGAAAAAGGUGAUUAUAAGAAGGAAGGAUCAUUUCAGGGACCGAUUACAAUUGAUAUGCAACUGCCUGGAGAGGCGGAGGAUAUUCUGGCAGACAAAAGUGAGAAGGUUGAGAAGGAAGAAUCAACCCAGGUUAUGCUUGAUGUGCAGAUUCCUGAUGAUAAAGGUAUUCUUGUUGAGAAGGGUGAGGAUCAUGAGACUGAAGGAUCAAUCCAGGAUCAGGUUAUGCUUGAUACUCAACUGCCUGGAAAUAAUGACGAUAUUCUGAUGGAAAAAGGUGAGGAGCAUGAGGAGGAGGACUCAGUCCAAGAUCAGGUUAUGCUUGAUACACAACUGUCUGGAGAGGAUGAAGGCGUUUUGGUGGAGUCUGUUACAGGUUCCCCAGAGCUCAGAGAAGAUCCUGAGGAGGAAGAUGAAGGAGAAAAUUUUGAAUUUGAUGACAUGGAUCUUGAAGCAUCAUCAAACGAUCCUCCAAAGCACUGUAAAGAUCAAGCAAGUGAUGAUGUUACUCUGUUAAAAGAAAGUGUGCAUGAAGCAAACAAAGAAUACCAAAGCAAUGCCAUCAAUGAAGACCAUACUCAAGAUGAUGAACCUCUGGAACGUCCAGAUCAGGAUUCUGAGCAAAAGAAGCAGAUGGAUGAUGAAAAUACUAUUGAAAACCCACAAACAACGACAGAGGUAGAAACAUGUUUAACAGAGGACAGCCAAGUCAACAAGAAAGACAUUAAACCUGAUCAUCAACAACAAGAAUGUACACUUGAGAAGCAUCACCGAACGUCAGAAGAACUGAGGCACAGUGAUCCGAUCUCAGAGAUGGAGACAAAAGAUGUAGGCCAAGAGAUGAAUAGUUCCAUUAUCCAUGAAAACCAAGGAACUAAGACUUCACGAGAGCAGGAAGCUGAGAGAGAAACAACAACGACCAACAAAGAAGAUGAUAGGAAGGAAACUAAAAAAAGUAGCAAGAAAGGAAAAGGCAAGGGGAAAGAGGAAUGUAAAAUGUCUUAAUAUGCAAAGAAAAUGCAGAGUUGAUUCGCUCCGCAUCUAAAGUGCACUUAUGUAGGUCCCAAUGAUAGUAUUGUGGAACCGUUACUUUAAAGACUUCUGAGAAUCUCAUGAUAUCAGUGUUGUCUUAAUGUCUUAUCAGUCAUGUCAUUUUCAUCACAACUGUUUAAGAAAACAUAUUUUAUACAGGAAUAUUUUACAUCAGUUAAAAAUGCUGAAUUCACUUACAGUAGGUCAAACAAAAUGCUUGAAGUUUAAAAAUCAUUUACACAUUAAAUGCUGGAAGUAAUGGGUGUGAAAUGCUAUAUUUAUUUGAAAAUUUUACACAAACAUGUAAUACAAAAAAGUUUCAUAAAUAUAAAUUAAUAAAAGUUUUUGUUACCUGU